AUGUUGUUCACUAUCUUCCGGUUCAUAUUGAUAUUUUGGACCAUUGUUCAGCUUCUAUUAGCAGUAUUUGCUUUGGUUUCGUCCUACAAAAAGGUCGAUUAUUUGACAAAAUUCUACCUCAUAGACUUCUAUGUGGCAGAUAUAAAUUUGGCAUCAAUAUUUCCAGCUGAUAAAUUUCAGAAAAGAGAUGCUGGAGCAUUUGGUGAAAAUCCAGUAACUACCACCUCCGCUGCUACAACAAAAUUGUCUAACAAUGAAGUAGUGACGACGACAUUGGGUGACUCUGGAAACACUAUCGCAGCAGCGGAUGGUUAUAGUACAAUUGUGUAUUACUCACCUAUUACAACUGUGACAAUGAGUGACACAACCUUAACCCUGCAGCUUGUAGCUACUACAACUGCUUCAUCGCCAGCAGCAGCAACAGAGGGGGGAGCCACAACGUGGGACAAUGGGUAUUAUUACCCGACUACAACGGCGGAUACUUUGGUGGAUACUGCAUCUACAACUGCAGGAACUAUCAUUAAUGGUGAUACUUCCGCAGCUACCAGUACAGACGCUACUUUGUUGCAGCCUACUACCACUAAAUCAUUGGGUGCAAGUACUUCUUCCAGUCUGUCAGCAGUAUCAUCCACAACUUACGCUUACGGUUCUUUGCAAGAAACUAUCAACAAUCUUGAUAGUACAUACUCCUUCGGAGAUCUAGGAUUUGCCGAUGUGUAUUCCGUGUCAUAUUGGGGCUAUUGUAGAGGAUCUGCUGACAAAACAACUACUAUUAAAAACGGAGUACUGUCAACGAGCUAUGAUAAUUCGAACGUAAACUUUACUUGGUGUAGUAAGCCGAAAGCUUCGUACGUAUUUGAUCCAGCAACUGUCAUCAAGGCUGAGUUGAAUAAUACUUUAGCUACCUACACUAUGAGCGACACAGUGAGGUCACAGCUUGAGGCACUUAGGGAUAAUCUUAAUAGUUCUAACAUUGAGCUACCAGGUAAUUUAGAUAAGAAAUUUGCUACUGUCAAAAGUCUUGUUAAGGCGUCAUUUGGCUUGCUUGUUGCUACCGUGGCACUAACAUCUCUCUCACUUGUGAUCGGGUUACUUGGUUGCUACUUAUCUCCAGGAAAUUGUAUGCUUUCAUUUAUCAACUUCUUGUUUCAAUUCGCUAUAUUUGUCAUAAACAUUAUUGCAGCAGGGUUGAUAACUGGAAUGAUGUUGUACGUCAAACUGCAAGUAAAUGACGUACAAGAUACCUACGGGGCAGAGGCUCAUACAACGGUUGGCUUCUAUGGCUUCAUAUGGUCAGCAGCAGCCGCUGGGUGGUUGGUUGUAUGUUUUUCGCUUUUGGGUCAUUGCUUAGGACUUUUCAAUACUAAGAAACAUAGGAGGAAGUACUAUAGGACUAUUGUGGAGAAGGAUUAA
Molecule: messenger RNA, 1413 nt
Organism: Dujonia railenensis
Lineage: Eukaryota; Fungi; Ascomycota; Pichiomycetes; Serinales; Debaryomycetaceae
Source: the annotation of a GenBank genome assembly